AUGCAGCUGUCUUUGACUCAACUCCCUUCCCGGACACUGCUCCUACUCCUGCUGUCCAACCUGCUUCUGUGGGAGAAUGUGGCAUCAGUGCCUAUGUGUGCUGCUAGGAAUGGUCGCUGCUUUGUGUCCUUGGAAGACAUGUUUUAUUUUGCAGGCACGUUUUCUCACGAAGUCAGUGUCGAAAUUUCAACAUUGUUCAGUCUGUUUUAUGCCGUCUUACUGAAGUCAGUGAACACUCUUUUGAUUGCCUGGGAACACCCUCUGGAGCAUCUAGUGAGCACAAUAUCUACCUUGAGAAACAUCCCUGCUGCUAUCAUCUCCAAAGCCAGACGUGUAAAGGAAAAGAACACCAGCCUCCACCAAGGGUUUAACAGCAUCAUCAGCCUGGUUCUGCGUGGAGAUGAAAAAGAGGAGAAGUACCCUACCUGGUCUGGACUGGCAUCCUUGCAGUCAAAAAAUGAAGAUGCUCGCAUUUGGGCUUUUUAUAACAUGAUCCGAUGCCUAGACAAUGACUUUAAGAAAAUUGACAUUAAUCUAAACGCCCUGAAGUGA
Meriones unguiculatus (Mongolian gerbil) is the source of this 552-nucleotide messenger RNA. RefSeq names its product prolactin-2C2-like. Gene Ontology annotation, cellular component: extracellular region. Gene Ontology annotation, molecular function: hormone activity; prolactin receptor binding. The record is from RefSeq and is a predicted model, not a curated record. Bases 1 to 552 code for a protein of 183 amino acids. Gene Ontology annotation, biological process: mammary gland development; female pregnancy; positive regulation of receptor signaling pathway via JAK-STAT. Lineage: Eukaryota; Metazoa; Chordata; Mammalia; Rodentia; Muridae. The transcript has 4 exons.